Messenger RNA from Bufo bufo (common toad), 633 nucleotides. It is a transcript of the gene TBCA, whose product is annotated as tubulin folding cofactor A. NCBI's taxonomy places the organism in Eukaryota, Metazoa, Chordata, Amphibia, Anura, Bufonidae. Gene Ontology annotation, biological process: tubulin complex assembly; post-chaperonin tubulin folding pathway. The transcript is spliced from 4 exons. Gene Ontology annotation, molecular function: beta-tubulin binding. The coding region runs from base 95 to 421 and encodes 108 amino acids. The record is from RefSeq and is a predicted model, not a curated record. Gene Ontology annotation, cellular component: cytosol; microtubule cytoskeleton.
GAAGCUCCAGCUCCUCCUAGUGACAACUACGCUCACGUUACUCCGCCGUGGUCUCACUGGUCACUGCAUCGCGCUUGUAGCAGCCCCGGCUAAGAUGGCGGACCCACGGGUGAGGCAAAUAAAGAUAAAGACCGGCGUGGUGAAGCGGUUGUGUAAGGAAAAAUUAAUGUAUGAAAAAGAAGCCAUACAACAAGAGGAGAAGGUAGAGCGCAUGAAAAGAGAAGGAGGGGAUGAGUACGUCAUUAAAAAACAGAUUGAAGUACUGCAAGAAUCUCGCAUGAUGAUCCCAGAUUGCCAUCGCAGGCUAGAGGCAGCGCACACAGAUCUUGCACAGAUCUUAGAGAAUGAAAAGGAGUUAGAAGAGGCAGAGGAAUAUAAAGAUGCCCGUUCAAUGCUGGACUCAGUGAAAUUAGAUGCCUAAAUGCUCUUCAGCCUACAUUUUUAUGCCUUGAUACUAUUCCACUGUCCUGUUUGAAAAUUGGGAAACUUGAAUGCAUUUCCAAAGCCUAACAAUAAUAGGACAAGAUUCCAGUUAGGCUACUUUCACACUGACGUUUUGGCUUUCCGUUUAUGAGAUCCGUUCAGGGCUCUCACAAGCGGUCCAAAACGGAUCAGUUUUGUCCUAAUGCACUC